UCGAAAAAAGGUCAGACAAUCGAUAGUCCAAGUAAUAAGCCCCCAAAAUCCAUAAAAAAGGAAAAUAUCGAGUCCUUGGUUACCACAACAGAAUGAGUGUGCCCCAGCCACUGGGUUCAUCCUCAAUCCCCUGUUACUUCUGCACGGAAUCAUUCGAGGAGAGUCUCCUCCAGGAGCAUCUCUUUCUCUGUGGGUCAGUUCUUCAGGAGUGCACCAAGAAAUGUGGUGCCUAUUUUCCAAGAAGAUCCCUGAGACAUCACGAGAAAUAUUGCACCAGGAUCCAUCAUCCGGAGUACAGUAGUCUUCCUCGUAAUUAUCGAAUGGCCUCUGACGACUCGAAGUACCACGAGAAACUCCUCUCUUUGCUGAAUGUCCUGAGAGCAACUCUGAGGGAAGCUGAGUCCGAAAGACAACACAUAAUGACGGAUACGUCUCUCGUAAAGACAAGACUCGCCAACAUGGAGAGCAUCUCCAAAUCCAUUCAAGCAGACCUCUCCACCGAGGCCAACACUUCCAGAAGAGCUCUAUCAUUUCUCGAUAAAAGAAUAAAUACUCUUGAUGAUGAUUUGCGUCAGGUUGAGGGUCGAACUCGUGUGAGUUUCGACGCCGUGACUCAUCGCCUGGACGUUGUGCAAGGAGCACUGGUGAAGCAGAGGAACAAACAGUUGGAGAUGCUGUCAAACUGCGAGAUGGAGAUCAAAGACCUCAAAAAAUUUGUCGCUAGAGAGAGUGUCUUAAUCGGUGAUGUGUGGGAUGAGCACAAGAUCAAAAUGAAUGAUUUGAAAUUGGAGCUGGAGAUGAGGUGCAAAGCUAGUGAGGAAUUGGCUGGACAGCACGAGAUUCUGUCCGAGAAGCUCGAGACACUUGUGGAGAUAAUCGGCAAGCAGGAGGGAAUGAUAAAGUGUCUGAAGGAUCAGGUAAUGGACGUCGUCAAGUGCGUUGAGGAUAUCUUCAUCAAAGACGAGAGGGACUCCAGAUACUCAACCAUCUCCGAGUGGCCUUCAUCUAAUGGCGUCUCCAAGGGCAGACUAUUGUGGCGAAUUGACAAGUACAAGGAGAAGAUGACAGCUGCCAAAGAGAGUGACGCUGUCAUCUUCAGUCCAGUGUUUUUUGAUAGAGAGUAUGGAUAUGCACUCAGGAUGAAGCUUUAUUUGAAUGGAAGGGACAGGUGGAGGGAUCGCAAUGUAAUUGGAUGUCUACAAGUGGUGGAGGGACCUUGGGAUCCCCUUCUCGAUUGGCCCUGCGUUCUCAGGGCCAGUGUCACUCUCAGGGAUCAGGAUAAUCCUGCAAAUAGUGUCAGGAAAAUCGUGAAGACCAGGGCCACUUCCAGAGAGGGUGAGGGACAUGUGGCAGACUCAGUUAUCGAUAUGUUUAUCCCUCAUACUGUACUCACCAGAUACGACGGGUACACCAGGAAUAAUGCCCUUUUUCUCGAUAUUCAAGUUACGGAGAUCAGGGAGAGCCUUUCGACGUCUUCAUUAAUUGCUUAAUUACUUUCUGGAUUUUUUAAAUUGUGUAU
Messenger RNA from Fopius arisanus, 1519 nucleotides. It is a transcript of the gene Traf-like, whose product is annotated as TNF-receptor-associated factor-like. Gene Ontology annotation, biological process: protein K63-linked ubiquitination; tumor necrosis factor-mediated signaling pathway. The transcript has a single exon. Lineage: Eukaryota; Metazoa; Arthropoda; Insecta; Hymenoptera; Braconidae. The coding region runs from base 93 to 1490 and encodes 465 amino acids. Gene Ontology annotation, molecular function: protein binding. The record is from RefSeq and is a predicted model, not a curated record.